This is a messenger RNA of Sciurus carolinensis (gray squirrel), 4376 nucleotides long. RefSeq names its product L3MBTL histone methyl-lysine binding protein 3 (gene L3mbtl3). The record is from RefSeq and is a predicted model, not a curated record. The coding region runs from base 321 to 2705 and encodes 794 amino acids. Gene Ontology annotation, biological process: regulation of DNA-templated transcription. Gene Ontology annotation, molecular function: protein binding; zinc ion binding. NCBI's taxonomy places the organism in Eukaryota, Metazoa, Chordata, Mammalia, Rodentia, Sciuridae. The transcript is spliced from 23 exons. Gene Ontology annotation, cellular component: nucleus.
AAGGCCCUAUGAUUUUAACCCCCGGUUCUGGUCAGAGCACGGCCCACAGCGCGACCGUGAGAGAAAGUUUAAAAGCGGGCGGUUUCCUCUCCGCCUUCCUCGCGCAGGGUUGGGGGUGUCCGUUUGUCCGUCUGCGCUCGAAGAGAGGUAGGGGUAACGAGCCGCACUCCCGGGUCGCGUGGACCGCGACUCUGACCCCACCCUUCCACGGGGAGACGAAGUACUAGAUUCUUAAGAGAAGUCUUUGGGGUGCCCAGCAAUUGUGAAGAUCACUGGACAGUUCUGUGUUUCUUCAUCACCACAAGGUUAAAAAAUAAAUCAUGACUGAAUCUGCCUCUAGCACAAGUGGUCAAGAGUUUGAUGUAUUCAGUGUUAUGGACUGGAAAGAUGGAGUAGGCACAUUACCAGGAAGUGACUUAAAGUUUCGGGUAAAUGAGUUUGGAGCCUUGGAAGUUAUUACAGAUGAAAGUGAGAUGGAAAAUGUUAAAAAAGCAACUGCUACCACCACUUGGAUGGUACCAACUGCUCAAGAAGCCCCGACCUCUCCCCCGAGCUCCAGGCCCGUAUUUCCACCUGCCUACUGGACAUCUCCACCUGGAUGUCCCACAGUCUUUUCAGAGAAGACUGGGGUGCCUUUCAGGCUGAAGGAUCCACUGAAAGUAGAAGGGCUUCAAUUCUGUGAGAACUGUUGUCAGUAUGGCAAUGUAGAUGAGUGUCUUUCUGGAGGAAACUAUUGCAGCCAGAAUUGUGCUCGGCAUGUCAAAGACAAGUAUUGUUUCCUGUCACUAUUUUGGGGUUAUAAACACAACAGAGAGCAGAAGGAAGAAAGGGACGUAGGAGAAGACAACGAGGAAGAGGAUCCUAAGUGCAGUCGAAAGAAAAAACCAAAAUUAUCUCUGAAAGCCGACCCCAAGGAGGAUGGAGAUGAGAGAGAUGAUGAAAUGGAGAACAAACAAGAUGGAAGGAUCCUGAGGGGUUCACAGAGAGCCCGAAGGAAAAGACGAGGGGAUUCGGCUGUCUUAAAGCAGGGUUUGCCUCCUAAAGGCAAGAAAGCUUGGUGUUGGGCAUCCUAUCUGGAGGAGGAGAAAGCCGUGGCAGUGCCUGCGAAGCUGUUCAAGGAGUACCAGUCGUUCCCAUAUAACAAGAAUGGAUUCAAAGUUGGCAUGAAGUUGGAAGGCGUGGACCCUGAGCAUCAGUCCGUCUACUGCGUCCUCACUGUAGCCGAGGUUUGUGGAUACCGAAUAAAGCUUCACUUUGAUGGAUAUUCUGAUUGUUAUGACUUCUGGGUAAAUGCAGAUGCUCUGGAUAUUCACCCAGUUGGGUGGUGUGAGAAAACUGGCCAUAAACUCCAUCCUCCAAAAGGAUAUAAAGAAGAAGAAUUUAAUUGGCAGACUUAUCUUAAGACAUGUAAAGCCCAAGCUGCUCCUAAAUCAUUAUUUGAAAAUCAGAAUAUAACAGUGAUCCCAUCAGGCUUUCGAGUUGGAAUGAAGCUUGAGGCUGUAGACAAAAAGAAUCCUGCGUUCAUCUGUGUUGCUACGGUAACAGAUAUGGUGGACAAUCGUUUCCUGGUACAUUUUGACAACUGGGAUGAGAGCUAUGACUAUUGGUGUGAAGCAUCUAGUCCCCAUAUUCAUCCAGUUGGUUGGUGUAAAGAACAUAGAAGAACCCUUAUUACUCCACCAGGAUACCCAAAUGUGAAACAUUUUUCUUGGGAUAAAUACUUAGAGGAAACGAAUUCUUUACCUGCUCCUGCAAGAGCUUUCAAAGUGAAACCUCCACAUGGAUUCCAGAAAAAAAUGAAGCUUGAGGUUGUAGACAAAAGAAACCCCAUGUUUAUUAGAGUCGCAACUGUCGCAGAUACAGAUGAUCACCGAAUAAAAGUUCACUUUGAUGGCUGGAAUGGUUGCUAUGACUACUGGAUAGAUGCAGAUUCUCCUGACAUUCACCCCGUGGGCUGGUGUUCCAAAACUGGACAUCCUCUUCAGCCUCCCUUGAGCCCAUUAGAGUUAAUGGAAGCUUCAGAACAUGGUGGAUGCUCAACCCCAGGAUGUAAAGGGAUUGGCCAUUUUAAGAGAGCCAGGCACCUGGGUCCUCACAGUGCUGCCAACUGUCCCUAUUCAGAAAUCAAUUUGAAUAAAGACCGCAUUUUCCCAGACCGCUUAAGUGGUGAGAUGCCUCCAGCUAGCCCAUCAUUUCCAAGAAAUAAAAGGACAGACACGAAUGAAAGCUCUUCAUCUCCUGAAAUCAGAGACCAGCAUGCUGAUGAUGUCAAAGAAGACUUUGAAGAGAGAACAGAAAGUGAAAUGAGAACAUCACAAGAAGCCAGAGGUGCCCGGGAGGAACCUACUGUACAGCAGGCACAGCGGAGAUCAGCUGUCUUUCUGUCCUUUAAGUCCCCAAUUCCAUGUCUGCCCUUACGCUGGGAGCAGCAGAGCAAACUUCUUCCAACUGUCGCUGGGAUCCCUGCGAGUAAAGUUUCCAAAUGGAGCACAGAUGAGGUGUCAGAAUUCAUACAGAGCUUACCUGGGUGUGAAGAACAUGGAAAAGUGUUUAAAGAUGAACAAAUCGAUGGAGAAGCAUUUCUACUCAUGACCCAAACGGACAUUGUUAAAAUCAUGAGCAUUAAGCUGGGCCCUGCUCUCAAAAUUUUCAAUUCUAUUCUGAUGUUCAAAGCUGCAGAGAAGAAUUCUCACAAUGAACUUUGAAGAUGGUGGCUUCUGAGUACCAUCAGCUUUCUGCUUUAAAGCUCAUGUUUUAUUCAAAGCACAAGGACGGUCAUAACUCCUAAGCGAGAAGUCUCCAAAACUCAAAAGAGCAACACUAUCUGAUAUUUAUAUUCCUCAAGAGACAGUAUAUAUGAAUUCUUAGGAAAGUGCUUGAGCUUUUAACCAGGUACUGUCUAACAACAGUCAUCUUUUGGUUCUGUUCACUGAGCUAAAUUUAUCUUUGUAAAUCUUUUUGAGGCUGGGGGGUGGGGGAAAGGGGGACCUCAUUAAUUAUUUAUGGUAAGGGGGGCAGAGUAAGAACUUUGGCAUUUUGUAAACAUUGUUGAAUUCUCUUUCAUGUACACUAUUUCUUUUUCAGUACUUUCAGAAACCUUUUUAUAUAAUUGAACUUAGACUUAAACCAAAUUAGUCAAAACCUGGCUAAGUCUAGCCAGUGGGACUGUUAUCUGUAUUGUUCAUUUGUGCCAUAUUUUGAAUUGCAACAUUAUGCUAAGUAUAACUUUGCAAGUCAUGAUAUUGCCUAACUGCGUGUCAUCAUUUGUUGGGGCCGGACAGUUGUAAAAAUUACUUUUCUUGAAAUCAGUGUUUUUACUUUUGCACGCUUUAUGAAAUCUUAAAUUACUUUUCACCAGCAUCUUUACUAUAAUUACCAAAAACAUGUAUAUAAAAGAAUGGAAUUGAAAAAUAAAAUAUAUAAACAUAAAUAAAUUAGGUAGCAUAUCUGAGUGGCAUCAGUCUCAUACAUCAUGGUGCCCAUGUUGUUUACGAGAGUCAGAUGGUACCAGAGGAAUGUGUGGAUACAUUGCGGUGGGGAUUGUUUGUACGGCUCUUGAACUGUUUAUGAGAUUAUCUUGAGCUUUUCUCUAAUUGUCAUUGAAGUAGCUUUUCAGCAAUGAGGGGUUCAUUCUGUUGGUGGAAACACUAAUCCAUGAAGAGCUGUCUCCAAUCUUGAGGUGCCUCCAAACCCAAAGACUUUCUUCAGGGUUGGCUGAAGAGCGAGUGUCUAGGUUUUAUUAUGCCGGCCAGGAGUGAGGGAGCAGCACCCAGGGACAUAGGUGCCUGUGCUCACAGGUCAGGGAGGCGAAUCCCAAAGCAGUUAUUCAAGAACCUCCAUUCUGGAUGGAUUCCCUUUUCUGUAAAAUACUUUGCCUCACUAUAUGAGCAUUCGGAUGCACUUUAAAUGAAAACCCUUGAUUAGAUAAACUGAUAGUUGGCAGUGUUUCUUUUUUAAGAAUGCAUUUCUAAGGGAAAAUUAAAUUAUUUUGUCAGUCUUUUGAUGUACUUUCGAAUUCCAGGAUUAGACAUUUAUUCAAGGACUAUUUUAAAAAUAGAAAGUAAGUUUGUAGCAUGCUGUCGGAAUUCUGAGGAAAGUCCCACCUCUUUCCUUAGUUGCUAUCAUUUUUUCCCUGAGGUAGAACUUUCUUUGAUGUGCCCUGUUGGGAGUCUGUUAGCAGUCCUUUGCAUUUGUCAUGAUUUAAGGUAAAAGAGGGUCAGUGACAUCUGCAGUGUCCCAUUCAUUUCUUUGCAUGAAUCUGCUAAGUAAGUUUUCGUUGUUGGUUUUCCCCCCUUUUUUAUGUUCUGUUCAGAAUCUGUACAUUCAAGUUGCACUUGUUAUACCUGAUAUGAAUGAAAUAAAGUCUUAAUUACAGA